This is a messenger RNA of Paramuricea clavata, 1191 nucleotides long. The record is from the annotation of a GenBank genome assembly. Lineage: Eukaryota; Metazoa; Cnidaria; Anthozoa; Malacalcyonacea; Plexauridae.
AUGGUUUGUGGGAAAUUAUCUCAAGUUGUCCGCUACAAGACAAUGUGGUAUUUUGUGGUCGUCGUUAUAUCCGUCACUUUAGUUACAAAUCUUUUUAUCAUUUUCCCAACGGCGUUUUCUAUGCAUGAUGAACAUGAUAGUAUGCGCAGCUCAUUCAUCAACGCGCGUCUUCCACGCGUGGACUCACGUAGGAUCGGACAAGACUCGCGCGAUGUAGCGUGGGACUCGCGUACGAGCUUUUCCCCACCUGAAAAACCUGUUGAUACGACACAAGACGGAUUGAUAACGACUGAGAGGACGGCACGAAUGCCCGAUCCAUCUUUAUCCACAGGUGGUAGAAAUAUCCAUUCAGAUCCUACAAUAUCCCAGGAAUGCCAGAAUUUGUAUCGCCAUCACAUGAGCCCACCCUAUCGGUUAUCAGCAGUUCUCCUGGUUCGUGUAUACCGUCAUGAUCGCGCGGGACUUUCAAGUCGCGAGAUGUUACAAUGGUUAUUCUACCUUCGCUAUGCUGGCUUCGAUCACGUGUUUGUCUACGAUGCUUAUGUCGGCAAAAAGGAAUCACAAUAUCACGUGCUUUUACCGCUUGUCCAAUCGGGUUACAUUACAUAUGUAGACUGGAGUGCAUAUAAUCCAUAUACAAUAAAAGGCACUCAGAUUUCUGCUUACCAAGACUGUGUUGAUAACUACGGGAGUAAUCUAACCUGGCACAUGGCUAUAGAUAUUGACGAAUAUCCAUUUAGUCCUAUUGACGUGGAACCUAACUUUAUGCAAAGAUUUCUUCACAACUUCUCCGUUGAAAACCCACAUGUUUCGCAAAUAACGCUACAAAACUACCUGUUUUUAGGAAAGCCACUUGACUCGCAAGACAACCCGUUUCUUAUAGCGCGGUUGAGACGUAGAACGCACAAAAAAGGGAAUGACUUGGGAAAGUCGGUGUUCCGGGUUGCGCAAAUGCGCACAGCUGAAGUUCAUCAUAAUGAAAUGCGCGAUGGUAAGACAAUAGAUAGCGAUGCGCAAGUAAUGCGUCUGAACCAUUAUUGGGGUGCGCGUUUGCAGGAUUGGGGCGAGGAUACCCCCAGAAUACUAAAAUUGACCGAAACUGAUUAUUCAGUAAAGCCAAUUGUUGAUCGGUUAAAUCGCUGUUCAAAAUACUUUGGGACUGGUAGUCUGUAUAUGAAAAGAUGGAACUGA